AUGGAGGCCGCAGAUAUUGACAAGAGUGGGACUAUAGACUAUGGUGAAUUCAUUGCUGCAACAAUCCAUCUGAACAAAUUAGAGCGUGAGGAACAUCUUCUCUCAGCCUUCAGCUACUUUGCGGUUACAUCACAAUCGACGAGCUACAGCAAGCGUGUCCUGAACAGGGGAUGA
Eruca vesicaria subsp. sativa (arugula) is the source of this 174-nucleotide messenger RNA. The record is from the annotation of a GenBank genome assembly. NCBI's taxonomy places the organism in Eukaryota, Viridiplantae, Streptophyta, Magnoliopsida, Brassicales, Brassicaceae.